Molecule: messenger RNA, 2013 nt
Organism: Meleagris gallopavo (turkey)
Lineage: Eukaryota; Metazoa; Chordata; Aves; Galliformes; Phasianidae
Source: RefSeq, a predicted model, not a curated record
AUGACCCUCAACACAAAAUCCAAACGUGCCUAUUCCUUGUCCGUGAGAGACAGUGAUUCUGCUCAUGGGGACAUCAUCAAACACUACAGGAUCCGCUCCUUAGAUGGUGGAGGUUAUUACAUCUCCCCAAGGAUGACUUUUGCCACCCUGCCAGAGCUAAUCCAUCAUUACAGCCAGAGGGGAGAUGGUCUGUGCCAGAGGCUCAUAGCUCCCUGCACAUCCCUGGCUCCCCAGAGGCCCUGGGCACAGGAUGAAUGGGAGAUCCCACGGGAGUCUCUGAAACUUGUGAAGAAGCUUGGCAGUGGGCAGUUUGGGGAAGUGUGGAUGGGCUACUACAAGAACAACUUCAAGGUGGCUGUGAAGACCAUGAAGGAGGGCAGCAUGGAUCCCAACGCUUUCUUGGCAGAAGCAAACUUGAUGAAGAAGCUCCAGCAUAAUAAGCUGGUCCGGCUCUAUGCUGUAGUCACAAAGCAGCCAAUUUACAUCGUGACAGAGUACAUGGCCAAUGGGUGCUUGCUGGAUUAUUUGAAGUCAGAGGAAGGAAGCCAACUGAAUCUCCCCAAACUCAUUGAUAUGUCUGCUCAGGUGGCAGAGGGAAUGGCAUACAUUGAGAGAAUGAACUCCAUCCACCGUGACUUGAGAGCUGCCAACAUCCUUGUCUCAGAGACACUCUGCUGCAAAAUUGCUGAUUUUGGCUUGGCCAGGAUCAUCGAGGAUGAAUACUUGGCACAAGAAGGAGCCAAAUUCCCGAUCAAAUGGACGGCACCAGAAGCCAUUAACUUUGGAGUUUUCACCAUCAAGUCUGACGUGUGGUCUUUUGGGAUCCUCUUAACUGAAAUCAUAACCUACGGCAGGAUCCCUUAUCCAGGGAUGACCAACCCUGAGGUGAUUCGCAACCUGGAGCAGGGUUACCGUAUGCCCUGCCCGGAUCUGUGUCCAGCUGAGCUCUACAGCAUCAUCCUGAGAUGCUGGCGAAACAAACCCGAGGAGCGCCCGACUUUUGAGUACCUGCAGUCUGUCCUUGAGGACUUUUACACGGCCACAGAGAAGCAGUAUGAGGCAGAGCCUCAGCCAUAAGCCACCGGCACCUGGGGACAGAGGAAAGCCACCAUCCUGCACAGGUUGGUGAUGGCUCUUGUCAGGAUCUCCCUUUCUCCUGUGUGCUGCCACGAUGGAUUUGGGGGAUGGGGAGAAAGGAAGGACGUGAGGGAAGUGGAUGGUGUCACAGCUCCCCAGCUUCCCCCAGGAAGAGGGGAACACUGCCUGGAGGGUGGCAUGGGGCUGCAUGCAAUGCCACUGUCCCCUCCACACCACAGGGAGGUGUCCUCUCUGCACCUCCUGGGCCCUCAUCAGGCUUCCGAGCUCUGGAGUCAUCCCUGCCUGAGGUGCCAACCCUGAAUCCUUAAUAAAGAACCGGAGAGACCAUUUUCCAUUAUUUUAUUCCUCCGUCAGGAUGGCAGCGUGCUCCUGCAUUUCCCAUUCCCAUUUCCCAGCUCCCUGAGAGGAGGUUGUGCUCUGCUCCCAGGUAACAGCAAUAGGAUGAGAGGCGAUGGCCAGGGGAGGGUCAGGUUGGACGUUAUGAAACAUUUCUUCUCCAAAAGAGUGGUGAUGUAGUGGGCCAGGGAGGUGGUGGGGUCACCGUCCCUGGGGGAGUUCCAGAAAAGGAUGGAUGUAGCACUGAGGGACACGGUCUAGAGUAGGCACAGGCAUUGGUUGAUGGUUGGUUUGGGUGAUCUGAUUGAUCUUUCCAACCUCGAUGAUUCCGAUUCAUCCUCCCAGCCCGAGGAGGAGAAGAGGAGAGGUUCGUGGUGUGGCCACCAGAUGUCUCCACUUCCCCGUGAAUCUGAGGGCUCCGAGCACAGCGGGGAGGGGGAAAGAAUGGUACAGAAAUGUCCACAAUAAAACAAAAUGGAACAAAAUAAAAUAAAAAUAAUAGAAUAGAAUAGUAUCCUCCCUCACUCUUCCUGCUUUGCAAAGCUCUUGUUACCUCACCGGUGAUUUGUGGUAUUGGAC